AUGGCCAGGCACUACCUCCCGGAGGCCGCCAGCCCGGCGCUCGAGCUGCCGCCGCCGCUCUCCUUCUGGGCCCCGCAGCAGGCGUGGGGCUGGCCCGCCGGGGGCCCGCCGGAGAGCAGCCGCGGCUCGCCCGCCUCUUCGCCCGAGUCCGGCGCCGGCAGCCUCUCGCCCGCCUCCCCGCCGCCCUGCCCCUGCCCUUGCCCCCGCGGUUCGGGCAGCGCCUGCCGGGCCGAGCCGGGCGCCAAGGCGGGCCGGCGAGGGCGGCUGGGCGGCGGGCAGCGGCAGAGCGCCAGCCAGCGCGAGAAGCUGCGCAUGCGGCGCCUGGCCAAGGCCCUGCACACCCUGCGCCGCUUCCUGCCCGCCUCGGUGGCGCCCGCCGGCCGCAGCCUGACCAAGAUCCAGACGCUGCGCCUCACCAUCCGCUACAUCGCCCACCUCUCCCAGCUGCUGGGCCUCAGCCACGAGCUGCUGGCCUGGAGGGGCGCCGCGCGGGCCCGCCGCUGCCAGCUGUGCCCGCCGGGCCUCGGCUGCUGCCAGGCCCCCAGCCCGAGCCCGGCCACGCAGCCGGAGCCGCCGGGACGGGACGCACGCGCCGCGCCCGCCGCCCAGGCCUGGCCUUCGCCCGCCCCCUGCCCCCCGCCCCCCGCCGCUGCGGACGCCCCCUCGGGCCUGGGCCUGGGCCCCGGCCUCUUCCCCAGCCCCGCCGCAGACGCAGACACGGCCGCGUGGCUUUGGGCCUCUCCUGGCGCCGACGGGCCGGACGACGCUGGAAGCCGGACGACGGCGGCCGAGGCGCUGCUGCCGGCAGCUGAGCUCCCGCAGGCCGGCCUCUCCCCGCAGAGCCUCCCCGACGAGCUGCUCUCCUUCCUCGAGGGCUUCCUCCCGCCGGCUUCCCAGGACUGACCUCCCCGGCUCCGCGCUCUGCCUGCCGGCCUGACGCUCGAACUGCGGGGCGCUGCAGAGCCAGCCGCCCCCCGACGCUGGAACCGCCGCGGCCGAGGGGUGGCGCCCGCCUCCUCCCGAAGCACCGGGGCUCCGGAAAGCGCAGGCGGGAUGCUCCAGGGGAGCGCCGAGAGCUUCCCGCGGCACGCCGCCGCCUCCCCUGGGACUGCGACUUACGACGGAAGGGCUGCACACCUGGGCUCGCUCUUGGACGUGACCAACCUGCGGGCAGAGCCUGCCCCACCUUGGCUGGGGCGCCGAGUGGGGAAGGAUCUUCAGGCUGGACUCCCGCCUUCAAGGGCCGCCCCUCGUCCCUGCUUCUUCUUCGUGCUCUUCCGACGGCUCAACAGCCAGCGAAUUACAGUAUGGAUGCCUCAGGGAUCGUUUCGGACUGAAAACCAGCCUGGCUGGAGUGCUGGAUGAGGAACUGAGGGAGCUCUGAGACCCCCCCCCCUCGGCCAUGAAACUCACUGGGUGACCCCGGGCCAGCUGCUCUUUCUCUGCCUAACCUACCUCGCAGGGAUGUUGUGGCGAUAAAAUGAGAAAGAGGACCUUGAAUGGGCUCCCUGGAAGAAAGGCAGGAUAAAAAUGGGUUAGAUGGAAGGGGUGCAUGUUAGGGUUUUCCUUUUCAUUUGCUGGAAAAAACAGUCCCAUGACACCUCCAAAGUUAUAUUUUUAAUGUGUUGUGCUAGUUGAGGUGGGGCUGGCUGCAAGUAGACUGUGGAAGAACCAUCUCUUCGAGAAAGCAGCUCCCUCUACUUAGUAUACACGACUCCGAGAUCGGGCUCCGUCUACUAGCCACAGCAAUAGGAGAAGGGGAGAGGGGGGCUCUUGAAGGUGGUGGUGGUGGUGAAAACGGGGGUGGUUUGGUUUUAUUUAUGUUCUUUGGUUUUGUAUGAUAAGCUCUUUCCAUUUUUGUAAGGGAGAAUUGGAGGAGCACCAGAAAAGCACGAAAUAUUUUCUUUUUUGAAAUGAGUGGAAUGUUUUUCAAGAUAAGAUUUUACUAACUUAAAAUAAACAUGUCUUAUAAGACAAUCUAUAACAUUAAAGAAUGGAAAUUUGCUGUGUAUACUGUGUUGUGGUUAUGGCGACCCCUGGUGGAGUUUUCAUGGCAAAAGACUAAGAGCCAAACUACAAGUGACGCCUGACACAGGUUGGACACUUGUCAGCUUCCCUCAAGUUUUGAUGGGAAAUGUAGGCGUCCUGGUCUUGCCGCUGUAAUGGAGAGCCAAGCUGUAAAACCAGGGCGCCUACAUUUCCCAUCAAAACUUGAGGGAAGCCGACUAGUGUCCAACCUGUGUAAGACGUCAC
Eublepharis macularius is the source of this 2253-nucleotide messenger RNA. Its product is annotated as mesoderm posterior protein 1-like. Gene Ontology annotation, molecular function: protein dimerization activity; DNA-binding transcription factor activity, RNA polymerase II-specific; RNA polymerase II cis-regulatory region sequence-specific DNA binding. The transcript has 2 exons. NCBI's taxonomy places the organism in Eukaryota, Metazoa, Chordata, Lepidosauria, Squamata, Eublepharidae. The record is from RefSeq and is a predicted model, not a curated record. Gene Ontology annotation, biological process: somite rostral/caudal axis specification; mesoderm formation; heart morphogenesis. Gene Ontology annotation, cellular component: nucleus. The coding region runs from base 1 to 903 and encodes 300 amino acids.